UAAUGGCGCUGUUAGGUUUACCAUUUGAAACCGUGCCAAAUAUUGUGGAAAUACUUGCAGUAAUGUGAGCGCGAUGACCAUCAAAUAAAUCAAUCUGCAUUCUGGAGAUUAAGUUGCUUGUUAUUUGAGAGUUGUUUUUUGUUAUUUUGAUGCGCAUGGUUGUUUUUUGAUACAUCGCGGUGUGUUUGGAAAGCUUCAGCCAAAAUGUCGGCAGGUUCUAACGCCGGUGGCGUGCUGCCACCGGAGCAAAUAGGUUACAUCCCUGAUAAGUUAAAGAAAGCAGAUAAACGUAUUGAAGCGUUCCCAUACGACACUGAAGCAUGGAGUGUCCUUAUUCGAGAUGCACAGAUGAAACCCAUCGAGAUUGCCAGGCAGGUGUACGAGAGACUGGUCACGCAAUUUCCCAAUGCAGGCAAAUACUGGAGGAUUUAUAUAGAACAAGAGUUAAAAGCGAAGAAUUUUGAGAGGGUUGAAAAGCUCUUUCAGCGAUGCCUCGUCAAGGUUCUCAGUAUAGAUCUCUGGAAGUUGUAUCUGAACUAUAUCAAAGACACAAAGGGAAAACUUCCAUCCUAUAGAGAAAAGAUGGCCCAGGCAUAUGAUUUCGCCCUGGACAAGAUGGGGAUGGACAUAAUGUCAUACCAAAUCUGGGUCGACUACAUCAACUUCCUCAAAUCAGUGGAGGCGGUGGGCUCGUAUGCAGAGAACCAGCAGAUUACGGCAGUCAGGAAAGUGUUCCAGAGGGGCGUGGUCAAUCCCAUGAUUAACAUAGAGGGACUCUGGAAGGACUAUUGUCAAUAUGAACAGAGUAUAAACCCAUUAAUUGCCAAAAAAAUGACAGAGGACAGGGGUAGGGAGUAUAUCAAUGCCAGGAGGGUGGCCAAAGAGUAUGAGGCGGUUACGAGGGGCCUCAACAAGAAUCUCCCCUCAGUGCCCCCACAGAAUAACCCAGAUGAGGCCCAGCAGGUUGACUUGUGGAAGAAGUAUAUCGCCUGGGAAAAGGGUAAUCCCCUCAGGACAGAGGAUCACGCCCUAAUCACAAAACGAGUUAUGUUUGCCUAUGAGCAGUGUCUAUUGUGUUUGGGGCACCACCCUGACAUCUGGUACGAAGCAGCCACGUACCUUGAACAGUCCAGCAAGAUCUUAACAGAAAAAGGGGACCAGAAUGCUGGGAAAAUGUUUGCGGAUGAAGCUGGGUCGGUCUAUGAGAGAGCCGUCACAACUCUGAUGAAAAACAACAUGCUGGUGUAUUUUGCUUAUGCAGAUUUUGAAGAGAGUAGAAUGAAGUAUGAAAAGGUACAUGGUAUAUAUAAGAAACUGUUGGCUGCUCAAGACAUCAAUCCAACUUUGGCAUUUAUUCAGUACAUGAAGUUUGCUAGGAGAGCAGAGGGAAUAAAAUCAGCCAGACAGAUCUUUAAGAUGGCCCGGGAAGACAAUCGUACGAACUACCAAGUAUUUGUGGCAGCUGCACUGAUGGAGUAUUACUGUAGCAAGGAAAAGACAGUUGCUUUGAAGAUCUUUGAGCUUGGUUUAAAGAAAUAUGGUGGAAUUCCAGAGUAUCUGCUAUGCUAUAUGGAUUUUAUGUCUCAUUUGAAUGAGGACAACAACACUCGAGUCCUGUACGAGCGAGUCCUGUCCUCUGGGCAGGUGCCCCCUGAGAAAUCCAUUGAGAUCUGGAGUCGGUUCCUGGCCUUUGAGUCAGAGGUGGGGGACCUGGCCAGUAUACAGAAGGUGGAGAAGAGGCGAGCUCAAGCCAUCGAAAAGGUCCAGGAAUUUGAGGACAAAGACACAGCUUUGUUAAUAGACCGGUACAAAUACCUAGAUCUCUACCCAUGUACCACAAGUGAGCUCAAGGCUGUGGGAUACUUCGAUUUAGCCCGGCAGCAAGUAGUCACUCUGCCUUCCAACUCGGUGACAAAGGUUGUUCUGGAGGAGGAGGAGAGCAAGAAUAAACCACAGUACCCCAAACCGGAUGUAGAGCAGAUGAUAGCCUUCAAACCCAGGCAAAUUGUUUCUGUGGGGGCCCACCCGGUCCCUGGGGGAGAGUUUCCACCACCCCCGUCCGCCGCCAACCUCAUCUCACAGCUACCACCACCCGACUGUUUUCAUGGUCCUUUUGUCAUAAUGGAUAAGUUUAUAGAACAUUUCAACAAUCUGGUGCUUCCAGAAGCUCCAGUUGGAACAGAAAAUGGCAUUGACGGCACGUUUAAACUCGACCCGGGAACACAGCUCUCUAUAGACUUCGCUUUGGGCAGAAAACGAAAAGUCACAGAGGGCGAGGAUAGUGAUGAAGAGGGAAAACACGUUGUGCAUUGGUUUCGGAAAGGACUUCGCUUACACGACAACCCAUCUCUACGCGAGGCGUUGAAGGGUAGUUUGUCUUAUCGGUGUGUUUACAUCCUCGAUCCUUGGUUUGCUGGGUCAUCGCAGGUUGGGAUCAACAAAUGGAGGUUUUUACUGCAAUGUUUGGAGGACCUUGACACAUCUCUGCGGAAAUUGAAUUCCAGAUUAUUUGUUCUACGGGGCCAACCCACAGACUUAUUCCCAAAGAUAUUUAAGGAGUGGAACAUCACAACCCUGUCAUUCGAGGAAGAUCCGGAGCCGUUUGGCAAGGAGCGGGAUGGAGCCAUUCAGAUGUUGGCGAAGGAGGCGGGGGUGGAGGUCAUCGUCAAGACUUCCCACACGCUCUACGACCUUCAAAAAAUAAUCGCUAUGAAUGGAGGCUCACCUCCCCUGACUUACAAACGCUUUCAGUCAGUCCUCGCCAAAAUGGAGGCUCCUAGCGAACCAGAGGAAACCAUCAACAGCGAAUUCCUGGUGAAAACGAAAACACCGAUCGCAGAGGACCACGACGACAAAUACGGGGUACCCACGUUAGAGGAAUUAGGGUUUGAUACAGAAGGUUUGGGUCCGGCAGUGUUUCAUGGCGGGGAGGCCGAGGCUUUAACCAGACUAGAGAGACACCUGGAACGAAAGGCCUGGGUAGCCAGUUUUGAGCGACCCAAGAUGUCCCAGCAGUCCUUGUUUCCCAGUCAAAAUGUCCUCAGUCCCUACCUUAGAUUCGGUUGUCUGUCUGCUCGCCUGUUCUACUGGAAGCUGAGAGAAUUAUACAGAAAGGUAAAAAAGCGAAAAGACCCUCCAUUGUCCCUGCAUGGUCAGCUGUUAUGGAGGGAAUUCUUCUACACGGUGGCCACAAACAACCCAAAUUUUGACCGAAUGAAAGAUAACCCUCUCUGUGUGCAGAUACCUUGGGACAAGAACCCUGAAGCUUUGGCGAAAUGGGCAGAGGGUAAGACUGGGUUCCCGUGGAUUGAUGCUAUCAUGAUGCAGCUGAGACAGACCGGAUGGAUUCAUAACUUGGCCCGUCACUCAGUGGCCUGCUUUCUGACCCGCGGUGACCUCUGGAUCUCAUGGGAAGAAGGAAUGAAGGUGUUUGAGGAGCUAUUACUGGACGCGGACUGGAGUGUCAAUGCAGGCAUGUGGAUGUGGCUGUCCUGUAGCUCCUUCUUCCAGCAGUUCUUCCACUGCUACUGUCCCGUCGGCUUUGGUAAAAGGGCCGACCCCACGGGCGACUUUAUCAGAACAUAUUUGCCAGUACUUAAAGGCUACCCAGCCAAGUACAUCUAUGAGCCAUGGACAGCCCCAGAAAGUGUCCAGCGUGCGGCCAAGUGUAUCAUCGGCAAAGACUACCCAGUGCCCAUGGUGAACCAUGCGGAGGUCAGCAAACUGAACACGGGGCGCAUGAAGCAGGUGUACCAACAGCUGGCUGUGUACGCCUCCAUAGCAUCUGUUCCUAAGCAAAUCCACUCAGAAGAACCUUACAGCAAGCACGAAAAAGCAAUGCAUUCUGGGAACCAUCCAUCACGGGUAGCCAUGUUGGAAAACACUGACCGUGGAAACCACAGCCAGAUGUCAGCAUAGGAAGAGGAAGGGCAACAGCAACAGUUCCUGGCGGCAUAGCGAGAGGAGCCGGUGAUUGGAGACUUCGAACAUUGAACGCAUUGAUGUGUUGUAGAAACUUCUACUUUUCUAAGGAGUCCACAAACAAGAAGUUGAUAUAUUUGUUGUAGAAACUUCUACUGUCGUUAGGAGCCCACCAAAAUAAGGGGAUGAGCAUUAUUGAUGUGUCAGAAACUUCAACUGUUGAGGGAGACUUCUCAAAAUGACACUACUGUGCAAGUUACUGAAUGGUAAAUAUUUCAUCAGCCUUGGUGCAAAUGUUAUUGAUCACGUGGGAUAUAGUGUCAUGGACUCUCCUUUUGAGAGAGUGGAAAUUGCGAUAUCUGAUCAUGAUGAUAUAUCGUAAAUGUAGAUUGUGCUGAAAUUUGAAGUGGAUCGGACAUUUUAUAAUGAAAGGUUAACUCCAUCAUUAUUAGUGAGUUGAGUGGAAUAAUUCUUGGAAUUGACAUGUUUCCAGGAAAUUUUGAAGAUUUUAGUUGAAUGACAGAAUCUUCAAAUUUGGAGAGAAAAAACAUUAAAGUGCAAUACUUUUGCAUGUCUCUACA
Molecule: messenger RNA, 4502 nt
Organism: Magallana angulata
Lineage: Eukaryota; Metazoa; Mollusca; Bivalvia; Ostreida; Ostreidae
Product: cleavage stimulation factor subunit 3-like
Exons: 32
Coding region: 205-3918 (1237 amino acids)
Biological process (GO): mRNA 3'-end processing
Cellular component (GO): nucleus
Molecular function (GO): protein binding; mRNA binding
Source: RefSeq, a predicted model, not a curated record